This is a messenger RNA of Colletes gigas, 6127 nucleotides long. RefSeq names its product myosin-IIIb-like. NCBI's taxonomy places the organism in Eukaryota, Metazoa, Arthropoda, Insecta, Hymenoptera, Colletidae. The transcript has 16 exons. The coding region runs from base 98 to 5254 and encodes 1718 amino acids. Gene Ontology annotation, cellular component: myosin complex. Gene Ontology annotation, biological process: protein phosphorylation. The record is from RefSeq and is a predicted model, not a curated record. Gene Ontology annotation, molecular function: protein binding; protein kinase activity; ATP binding.
CGCACCUGGUCAGGUGAACAGUGUUCAAUAAUAUCACUUGUAUUUAAAUGACGUACCGAGAUUUUUGAAUUUCCAAGCGCGAGCCACAGUUACCGAUAUGGGUGAUAUAAUCGAAAUGACCGGUGGUGGGACCAAUAUGGCGUAUCACGGUCUCAGUCAGCAUGUAAAUUUCGAUGCGAUACCAGACCCUGGCGAUCGUUUUGUGUUGGAAGAAUUGAUAGGCGAGGGAACGUACGGGGAAGUUUAUUCCGCGCAUUGCAACGAAACUGGCAAUAAAGUUGCAAUCAAGAUACUGGAGAAUGUUGCUGACAACAUAGAAGAGAUCGAAGAAGAAUAUCUCGUGUUAAGGGAUUUGUGUCUUCACCCGAAUAUUCCACACUUUCAUGGUUUAUUCCUGAAAAGGGCGAAGCCUGGUCAGGAAGAGGAUCAACUAUGGUUCGUCAUGGAGUUAUGCACCGGAGGAUCGGUGACCGAUCUCGUGCAGGGUCUCAAGAGAAAAGGAAGACGUCUAACGGACGAACAAAUAGCUUACAUUCUCAAAGAAACGGUGGAAGCGUUAAUUUAUUUACACAGCAAUCACUGCAUGCACCGUGACGUUAAAGGACAUAAUAUUUUGCUUACCGAGGAUGCGCAUGUUAAAUUGGUUGACUUCGGUGUGGCUUCGCACCUUGCUGCCACGCUCGCGAGGAAAAACACGUCUGUCGGGACACCGUAUUGGAUGGCACCUGAGGUAAUAGCUUGCGAGCAACAACUGGAUUCCUCUUACGAUUCUCGUUGCGACGUAUGGUCGGUUGGGAUCACAGCGAUCGAGUUAGCAGAGGGUGAUCCGCCCUUGUCCGAACUCCAUCCUAUGAGGGCACUGUUUCAAAUACCUAGAAACCCACCCCCAUCUUUGAAAACCCCAGACAUGCAUACGCCAGAGCUGCUGGACUUUAUCACGGAAUGUUUGGUGAAAGAUCUCGAACAUCGACCUUUCGCCAGCGAAUUAAAAGAGCAUCCUCUAUUGGUGAACAUUGAGGCCAAUAUGGAAAAGACCAGAAUCGAACUGAGGGAAGAGAUUCGUCGGCAAAGAGCGUUUGGCAGGGUUCACAGACAACCGGAAGUGACCACCAAGCAUGGAAAAUUGAAGACUGAUCGAAAAACCAGACCGGAGAAAAUGUAUAUGGACGAUCUGGCUGCUCUGGACAUGUUAACGGAAGAUGGAAUCGUCGAACAAUUGCAGCAUAGAUACGAACAGGGUCAAAUAUACACGUAUAUCGGUGACAUACUCGUUGCAGUUAAUCCGUUCACGAAUUUGGGAUUGUACACAGGAAUUGAGCAAAAGAGAUACAAAGGCCAAGCGAGAUCGGACAAUCCGCCGCACAUUUUCGCUGUCGCCGAUGCUGCCUAUCAAGCGUUGCUGCAUCAGCGACAAAAUCAAGCGAUAGUUAUCAGCGGCGAAUCCGGAGCUGGAAAAACCGAAAGCGCGAAUCUGCUAUUAAAGCAAUUGGUGUACCUCAGCAAAGCGCCGAAUCGUAGUUUAGAAGAAAGAAUUCUACAAAUAAAUCCAAUAAUGGAGGCUUUCGGUAACGCGACUACUGGGAUCAAUGCAAACUCGUCCAGGUUUGGGAAGUACUUGGAUCUAACGAUGACCAAAGGCGGCAAAGUCACUGGCGCCAGAAUAUCUGUAUACUUGUUAGAACAGUCUCGAGUAGUGGCUCAAGCUGAAGGCGAGCGUAAUUUCCACAUAUUUUACUACAUGUACGAUGGCCUGGAGGCAGAUAAUCGUUUGUCGGAGUUCUAUCUGGACGAAAACCUUCGAAAGCAACACCGAUAUCUCAUGGAUCAUAGUCAAACGUCCCAGGCGCAUAUCGAUAAGUUCAAACAGUUAAAGAAUGGCUUUAAGUUGCUCGGAUUUCAAGACAGCGAGGUGGACACGGUUUACCGAAUUCUGGCUGCCGUGCUUCAUCUUGGCGAUAUUGAGUUUGGCGAGGUAGCCAGCGAGGACAAUACCGAUAAUAAGAGUCGAGUAAUUGACACAGCACCUUUGCACAGAGUUUCCCGAUUGCUUGGCAUCGAAGAGAACGAUCUUCUAGAAGCCUUAACAUCGAAUUCGGUUAUGACCAGAGGGGAAACAAUCACGCGGAACAAUACAGUGGCAGAGGCGUGUGCAGCGAGAGACGCCAUGGCCAAAGGACUUUACGGUCGAUUGUUCGACUGGAUGGUCAAUCAAAUCAACUGUUUGCUAUGCUUCAAUCGUUCCCCGAAUUACGAGCCGUUGGCCAUUGGUCUCCUCGACAUUUUCGGAUUCGAGAAUUUCCCUAGAAAUUCCUUCGAGCAAUUGUGCAUUAACAUCGCCAACGAACAGAUACAGUAUUACUUCAAUCAGCAUAUCUUUACGUGGGAGCAGCAAGAAUACAUGGCAGAGGGAAUACCGGUGGAUCUGGUCGAGUUCUCGGACAACAGACCAGUCCUUGAUAUGCUUUUAAGCAAACCUAUGGGGCUUUUGGCCCUUUUGGACGAGGAAAGUCGUUUUCCUAGAGCCACGAAUAAAUCUUUGAUCGAGAAAUUCCACAGCAACAUCAAAUCCAAGUUUUACGUACGACCGAAAUCGGACGCGGUUUGCUUCGCGGUCCACCACUUUGCAGGGCGCGUGGUUUACCAGGCAGAAGGAUUUUUAGAAAAGAAUAGAAAUUUCUUGCCCCCCGAAGUGAUACAGCUGGUCAGGCAGUCUCAGUACGACAUGGUUCGCUUUUUGUUUCAAUGCCCGAUCACGAAGACUGGCAAUCUUUACUCGGCGGUACACGAAACCGAUUCAAAGAAAUUGUCGCAAUCGAAUCAGAACACAAAGGAACGUUAUUCCAGCCGGGGAUUAGCGUCGCAGUCCAGGGCUCAACAAACGGUGGCGACGUAUUUCCGAUACUCGCUAAUGGAUUUGUUGCAAAAAAUGGUGUCGGGGUUGCCGCAGUUUGUGCGUUGCAUAAAACCAAACGAUUCGAGGAGCCCGCGAUUCUUCGACAAAGAAAAGGUCGUGAAACAAUUGAGAUACACCGGAGUCCUCGAGACAAUACGAAUUCGACAGAAUGGCUUCUCGCAUAGAAUACCAUUCAACGAAUUCUUGAAAAGAUAUUGCUUCUUGGCAUUUGGUUAUGACGAACGAGUGAUGGCAAAUCGCGACAAUUGCCGUCUUCUUCUCAUCCGCUUAAAAAUGGACGGAUGGGCGUUGGGUCGAACAAAAGUGUUCCUCAAAUACUAUCACGUCGAGUUUCUUUCGAAAAUGUACGAGGAACAGCUUAAGAAGAUCAUAAUGGUCCAGGCGUGCGUUCGUCGAUGGCUCGCCAGGAUCAGAUUCAAAAAACAGAAAUGGCAAUUCGCUGUGUCCGUUGUUACUUUGCAACGUCACAUUCGUGGAUGGCUAUCGAGAAAGCAUUUGCUCGAGGAGCUGAAGAAAAAGCAAGAAGAAGAGGAAGAAGCCUCUGUUCUGCUAAAAGCGCAAGAAGAACAGGAAGCAAAAGCUAAAGCUGAGAAGCUGGCAGAAGAAACUGGCGAGGUGAAAGAAAAGGAACCACUGAAAGAAACCGACGCUGCCGUCAUCAUCCAAAGUCACUUCAGAGGAUACACUAUCCGCAAACGUUUCGGGCCCGAACUGGAGGAACGCUUUAAGAGAAUCCUGAACGGUCACAACGACAAGUUCGAAGCUCACAAGGCGUUGUUGCGGGAAGGUUUGAAGAACGCUGAUGCCGCGUUCAUUGUCCAGCGAUGGUAUAAGAAGGAAGAAAAAGUUAAAAAGAGGAAGCCAUCUCCGAGAGACAGCGUACAUCCUAAACUAAGACAAGCUGAUCUUAUACAAUUCUCUCAAAACGUCCACAUGAAGAACCAAGAACUGCACAAGUAUCAACGUCGCAAUAAACCGGGUGUCCGAUUAAACGAUAUCGACGAACCACCACCGGAUUACGUGCGCCCGGAAGGAUUCAGCAUGGUUCAACCUAUCAUGCGAUAUCGAAGUGGCACUCAAGUGGAAGGGGAGGAGACCAUUAAGUACUAUCACGACUUGAAGAACGAGAUGAGCAGUGGUUCGGACUUCGAAGACGACGAAGUUGGCUGGGACUUACCGUUGAUACAGCUAGAAAAUGACCUCCACCCAUUGUCGAGGAGUCGAAUGGGUCAGAUUUUAGAAGUGAACGCCGAGAGGAGAGAACGCUUGGAAGCUCAGGGCAACUAUGCGAUAGCUUCGGAGCAACAGCUUUCGGAUAUAUGGCACAAAGCUUUGAGAAAUCCAGGCGAGGUGGCACAACAAGAAGACAACUCAGCCAAAGUGAGUUCAAGGAUUAAUCACGUGCCUAACAACAACCUGCGGCCCUCUGAGGGCUAUCCACACCGUAAACAACCUGGAGUCAACUCUUCGAAUAUCAACAAUACAAAUGGCUUACGAUCCAGAUACGUCGACAGACACAACGGUGUAAACGAACAUCAGCAACCAAUCAAUAGUCACCAGCGUAAUGUCAACGGAUCUUCCGUAAAUGGAAACCAGAACGCAUUUAACGGACACUCCAGUUUCACAAAUGGCCAUACCACUUUCAUCGAUGGUCACAAAAAUAAUAGUCACAGCCCUCUGAACGGACACGAAACCCCCAUUAAUGGCCAUAUAAAUUCCGUGAACGAACAUUCUUCCCCGAUCAGUCGCGUGGCUAAAGUCAAUGGUCAUCGAAACAUUGUCACUGGUUGUCAAAAUGGUUUAUACAUUAACAGAAUGGUUGCAAAUGGAUUAGCCAAUCAGAGUGACUCGAACAGACAGUCUGGAUUCGCCAAUGGCGUUAAGAAUAAUUUGAACGAUCGGAAAGGAACGAAGGUUGCGAAGGAGAAUAGCGACGUCGAGAAAAAUCGACAAAUUGGAGUGGAUAGUAAGAAUGGAAUCAAUCGAUCUGUUGUCGGUCAAAACGCUUUGGGUGGCCGGGUGGGAAUGAGAAAAGAAAUGGGGAAGGAUGUGUUCGGUAUUCCAGGUGAUCUUAGACAACUUCUGAGGCCCACCGUCGUGCAAAAGCGGCAAGAAAUCAUCAAAGUCGAUUACGAUCCGGAAGAUAUCAACGGACCAUAUAAUUUUAGACAGCUUUUGAGACCAGCCGAGUACCUUCCGACCGAAUCUUUGAGAAAGAGGAAGGGUGGACUAGCUUGCAACGGAGUUCCAGUGACGAAGGAUAAAAUUUCAGAGAAACAUGUAAAAAGAAGGGCUCCGCUGGCACCGAAUCAAAAUAAACUCGUUAACGUAAAAAAGUAACGUUACGUGAUGCCUGAACGUUCAAAAAUUUCUUAGAGCACAGGCAGUUAGAUAAUUUAUUUGCUAAAUACGAGAUAUUAAUCAGCACAGUGAUUAGAAAUACGGAGUGUUUGGAGAAAGGGGUUUAGAAAUUCAGAAGCAUAUAAACUUUGUUCGUAAAAUAUUGCUUGAAAUAAUUAUGAAAUAUUUUUGUUUACUCGGAUUUUAUCAUUUCUUUUUUUUUAUGAAAAAAUUAUACAUCAGUGUUAGAAAUUCAUAGUUCAGGUGAAAUUUUUUUGAUAGAAUUUAAUAAUCUACGUUAAUUCGACAUUUUUUGUUUACUUUCAGGUAUAUCAUACGCUUCUAAAAUCCUGAACUCUCUUAAACACACUGUGCGUAAAAGCAGCAUUCAUCUCAUCCCUAUAUAGAUGGUAUUACAAAUUUUCAACAAGAUUACUGUAAGGAUCGUGAAAUACAAUUUAUUUUAAAUUCGUUUACGAUUUUUCUUAUUUUUUUUUUUUUUUAUCUAUAAAGACGCAAUUGUUUAAUGGCCGGAAAAAAAAAUCGUCAGUUCAUUUUUACUUCGCCACGGAGUGCUGCUGCUUAAUAAAACGUGUUUCAAUGAUAAUCUAUGUUUAGAACUAGUCAUGUGUAGCUUUACAAAAGACUUAGAUGUAUUCGAUAGCGUUAAAAAAAAUUUGUUCCCGAAGUUUUAACGGUGUUUACCUCGUAUCAUGACAUUUAUAUUAAAUAACUUAACUUGUAAUGUAUGACUUAUACGAUUAAUCGACGAGGCUGUUUAUUAGUGCCUCGUCUCGUUAAAUAUUUACGAAAACAUCUUGAUUAGUGGCUAUUAUCAAAUAUUUGUUAAAUAUUAUUCACUGAUACGUAUGU